AUGACUGCAAAAGACUUUCAGGAGAGCGAAUUCUUUGACAAUAUCCUUGUCUCAACUAUUCGUUUCCUAGACUCUUUCCCCGCCAAGACACCAAAUGAAAAAGCUCAAUUUAUGAGAGGCUUGAACAAAGUGCUGCCGUCAUUCCCCAAGUCUGUGAUGGAAAAGAAAGUUUUACCUGCCCUACUCGAAGAGAUGAAAGACAAGGAACUAUUGUCCUUGAUUCUAGCCAAUGUUUUCAAGAUCAUCGAUUUGCUGCCUUCAGCAAAACGGGCCUUCAGCGAUAGGGUACGUCCAGCCAUAAAAGACAUCUUUGUUACCAACGCAAAACAAGCCGAGGAGAAAGAUCCUGCCAAAGAUGCCGGCUUGAUGGUGGUACUUGAGCACAUGUCGUCCAUUGCCAAUAAUAGUUCUGGCAAGGAGUUCAAAGACGAUAUACUACCAAUCAUCAUGGCGGCAAUUAUGUGUCCCACGCAUUCCGUAGUUGAUGCGGGAUUGCGCAGCCUGCCUGGUAUUCUUCCAGUGCUAGACUUCAGCACCAUCAAGAACGAAUUGUUCCCUGUCGUUGCAACCGUAUUCAGCAAAACGAACAGUCUGGCCAUCAAAGUCCGAGGCUUGCAGUCAUUCGUGAUCCUGUGUGGUGGAUCAACGGACCCCGGUAAUGACGAUGGACUUGACGGUCUCCAAGAGCACAAGAAAACCUCAUCGUCAACAGCUUUAGAUAAGUAUACUAUGCAAGAAAAGAUCGUUCCUCUUGUCAAAGUUAUCAAGACCAAAGAGCCUGCUGUAAUGAUGGCAGCUUUGAACGUUUUGAGAGUUAUUGGCCAAAUCGCGGAUGCUGAUUUCGUGGCCAUGGAAAUUCUACCGAUUCUGUGGCACAUGAGUCUGGGGCCUCUACUCGAUCUCAAACAAUUCCAGACUUUUAUGGAGCUCAUCAAGUCUCUGUCGAGGAGAGUCGAAGACGAGCAAACUAAGAAGUUGCAAGAGCUCUCUGGAUCAAACGGCGCGGUUGCUGCACCUACUGAGGACUUUAUGUCAUUUGGAGGAGUGACAGGUACCCAAUUCGACGCAAGCAACGGUGCCACUGAAGAUGACUUUGAACGUCUCGUUAAGGGCAAAGUAAGUCUGUCGCCGAGCAAUCCCAUGGAUGGUGGCUGGGAUGAGAAGGUCGCAUCCACAGUAUCAUCUCCAGGCUUGAAGAAUCCGAGACCUCGCCAAGUUCGAUGCCCUCACGCCAUCCUCAACGCAGUUUUCCCAGCCUCUUCAACCGAGCACAAGCUCGCAGUCGGUCUUCACCCCGCCUGCUGCGCAGCCACCGGCCUCCUCGUCAAUGAAUUGGUCGUCGUCAGCUGCGGCAACAUCUAA
Molecule: messenger RNA, 1362 nt
Organism: Phaeoacremonium minimum UCRPA7
Lineage: Eukaryota; Fungi; Ascomycota; Sordariomycetes; Togniniales; Togniniaceae
Product: putative protein kinase domain-containing protein ppk32 protein
Exons: 3
Coding region: 1-1362 (453 amino acids)
Source: RefSeq, a predicted model, not a curated record